This is a messenger RNA of Mycena indigotica, 588 nucleotides long. RefSeq names its product Subtilisin-like protein. The transcript is spliced from 6 exons. Gene Ontology annotation, biological process: proteolysis. Bases 1 to 588 code for a protein of 195 amino acids. The record is from RefSeq and is a predicted model, not a curated record. NCBI's taxonomy places the organism in Eukaryota, Fungi, Basidiomycota, Agaricomycetes, Agaricales, Mycenaceae. Gene Ontology annotation, molecular function: serine-type endopeptidase activity; tripeptidyl-peptidase activity.
AUGUCACCGACAACCUCAUUCGCGGUAACCUCUGUUGAUGAAGGCACCAACUCGCAGACCCGGAACCAAGCAGGUAUUGAGGCUGACUUGCGAGGACAUCCAUACACUGUUGGUUUGGCAACUGGUGUCCCUGUCAACUUUGUGUCUGUGGGCACACGGACUCAAGAUGGGCCAGAUGAGGGUUUCUUGGAUAUUGUCAAUGCCCUCCUAGCAGAGGCAGCACCUCCGCAAGUUCUGACAAUCAGCUAUGGCCUGAGCAGCGCGACAUUCCUUCCGACCUUCCCAACUUGUGCAUUUAUUACUCUUGUUGGGGCGACCGAAAAUGUCCCGGAACAUGGGUCCGAACUGUCUGCUGGGGGUUUCUCGAACUACUUUGCUCAAGAAUUAUGGCAAUCGACUGCUGUCAAUGCCUACCUUGCAAAGCUCGGAACCAUGUUUGCCGGGAAGUUCAAUGCAAGCGGGCAUGCGUUCCCAGAUGUCUCCGCCCAAGGCCAGCGGGUGCAAAUCGUAACACGGUCGCACCGGCAUCGUCGCCGGGACAUCCUGCUCCUCUCCAAUUUUCGCCUCCGUUAUUGGCCUCCUGAAUGA